AUGCCUAGCACACUACAGAAAGUUCGCAAACAGAUUUCCAAGAAGCGCAAUGGAGACGUCAACGCAUUGCAUGAAAAAUCUAGAAACUCCAUGAGGCUGCACAAAGCCGGAGUGAGAGAUCAAAGACUGGAGAAACUCGCUGCGGCUAGGAGCAAGAGGGAACAGCCCAUUGUGGAACGCGUAACCUUUUUUCAACAAAAUGUGAGAGAGCAAGGCACUGAGCCGCUUGAAGUGGCUGCCAUCCAGGCACUCAUCCAUACAUUUGUUCACCAGUACGAUGAAGAGUACGAGGCUGUGAAGAAGACUCGCCGGGCCGGGCGACCAGCCAGCACCAAGGAAGACUUGUUGAGGAUGAAGAUAGCCGCGCUUGAAGAAGAGUACACAAAAGGAUUCCUGCUCCCCGAUGUUACUUCAGCGGAGAAUGUCAAGCUCUUGGAUGCCUGGGAAGGCUCCUGGGUAUACCUUACUACCAUCCCCUGGAUCAAAGUCACGAAUACCGGCAAUGUUCGCAAAUCUGAGCUGCCCUCAAAGGCCCUUAACUGA
Trichoderma asperellum CBS 433.97 is the source of this 543-nucleotide messenger RNA. RefSeq lists its product as uncharacterized. The record is from RefSeq and is a predicted model, not a curated record. NCBI's taxonomy places the organism in Eukaryota, Fungi, Ascomycota, Sordariomycetes, Hypocreales, Hypocreaceae. Gene Ontology annotation, cellular component: nucleus.